AUGGCCGGAACAUCGGAGAAAGCGGCUGCCUCGGCCAGUCCUCGUCUCGCCUGGAUUGGUCUCGGCAACAUGGGUCGCGGCAUGGUGAAGAAUCUCGCCGAGAAAGGCACCUUCAGCGGUCCCGUCGCCAUCUACAACCGAACAACCGCGCGGUCAGAAAAGAUCGUAGACAGCCUCCCAGCCGGCAAGGGCAAAGUGGCCACCUCGAUCGCCGACGCUGUCAAAGAUGCAGACAUCGUCUUCCUGUGUGUAGCAAACGAUGCAGCCGUAGAGGAGUCCAUCGACGCAGCCCUGGAGUCACCAAAUUCCCAGGGCAAGCUGUAUGUAGACUGCUCGACCAUCCACCCGGACACAUCCAACAGAAUCGGAAAACAAAUCACAGAAGCUGGAUCGGAAUUCGUCGCCUGUCCCGUCUUCGGUGCGCCCGCCAUGGCCGACGCAGGCCAACUGAUCGCCGUGCUCGCCGGGCCGACCGCCCAAGUCGACCGCGUGCGACCCUUCUGCAAGGGCGUGAUGGCGAAAGCCGAGAUCAACUUCUCCGACCAAGAGUACGGCAAAGCGACGAAGCUGAAGAUCAUCGGCAACACCUUCGUUCUGGGUAUGGUCGAAGCGUUGUCUGCAGGCCACACUCUAGCGGAAAAGUGCGGCCUCGGAGUGGAAAAUCUGCAUCAGUUCGUCGAGGUCAUGUUUCCCGGCCCCUACACGGCGUAUAGUACGAGGAUGAUGUCGGGCGACUACUGGAAGCGUGAGGAGCCCUUGUUUACAGCAAAGUUGGCCAGGAAAGAUGCUGGGCAUGCGUUGAGUCUCGCAAACAGCUGUGGUGCGAAGCUCAAGGCCGUCGAAGUGGCGGAUGAGCAUUUGAAAGCUGUGGUCGAGCACGCGGGCGAUCGAGGCGACAUCAGCAGUAUCUACGGCGCUGUGAGGAAAGAAUCUGGGUUGAAAUACGAGAAUUGA
This is a messenger RNA of Dissoconium aciculare CBS 342.82, 954 nucleotides long. RefSeq lists its product as uncharacterized. Bases 1 to 954 code for a protein of 317 amino acids. Gene Ontology annotation, molecular function: oxidoreductase activity, acting on the CH-OH group of donors, NAD or NADP as acceptor; NAD binding; NADP binding. Lineage: Eukaryota; Fungi; Ascomycota; Dothideomycetes; Mycosphaerellales; Dissoconiaceae. The transcript has a single exon. The record is from RefSeq and is a predicted model, not a curated record.